AUGGUGCUCCGGCGCCUUGAAAAUCAAGGGUCGAGGAGUCCUGGAGGGACAUUCGAGGCUGACAAGACCUACGUAGUGGAGCCUGACCGGGGCAAGUGGGUAGUCAAAUCGGCAUUAAGGAUCGUGAAGCAUGGUGGUGUGACCCCCAUAAAUCUCGGUAAAUCUCGGCUACUGCCCUGA
Molecule: messenger RNA, 180 nt
Organism: Prunus armeniaca (apricot)
Lineage: Eukaryota; Viridiplantae; Streptophyta; Magnoliopsida; Rosales; Rosaceae
Source: the annotation of a GenBank genome assembly